AUUGGCUGGCGGCGGCCGCCGGGGCGCUGCGGAGCCGCCGGGCCGCGCCGCUGCCGCCGCUCCCCUCAGCCGGCAGGGCCGGGCCCGCCAUGGCCCCCGCCUGGAUCGGCCGCCUGUGCCUGCUCCUGCUCUACCUCUGCGGGGAGGCCGCCGCGGGGAGAGACUUCUACAAGAUCCUGGGGGUGUCCCGCGGCGCCUCCAUCAAGGACAUCAAGAAGGCCUAUCGCAAACUGGCGCUGCAGCUCCACCCCGACAGGAACCCCGACGACCCCCGGGCGCAGGAGAAGUUCCAGGACCUGGGCGCUGCCUACGAGGUGCUGUCAGACGAGGAGAAGAGGAAGCAGUACGAUGCCUAUGGAGAGGAGGGCCUGAAGGAUGGGCACCAGAGCUCCCACGGAGACAUCUUCUCCCAUUUCUUUGGGGACUUUGGAUUCAUGUUUGGAGGGAACCCUCGCCAGCAAGACAGGAAUAUUCCCCGAGGAAGUGACAUCAUUGUGGACCUGGAGGUCACACUGGAGGAGGUGUAUUCAGGAAACUUUGUAGAAGUUGUCAGGAACAAGCCAGUGGCAAGACAGGCACCUGGCAAACGGAAAUGCAACUGCAGGCAGGAGAUGAGAACCACCCAGCUGGGGCCUGGGCGCUUCCAGAUGACUCAGGAAGUUGUUUGUGAUGAGUGUCCCAACGUCAAGCUGGUGAAUGAGGAGAGGACGCUGGAAGUGGAGAUAGAGCCGGGGGUGAGGGAUGGCAUGGAGUAUCCCUUCAUUGGGGAAGGUGAGCCCCACGUGGAUGGGGAGCCAGGAGAUUUGCGCUUCCGAAUAAAAGUUCUUAAGCACCCAGUGUUUGAAAGGAGAGGAGAUGACUUGUACACAAACGUGACAAUCUCGCUGGUCGAGGCACUGACAGGCUUUGAGAUGGAUAUUGCCCACUUGGAUGGGCACAAGGUUCACAUUGUGCGGGAUAAAACCACAAAACCCGGCGCCAAGCUGUGGAAGAAGGGAGAAGGUCUUCCAAACUUUGAUAACAACAACAUCAAAGGCUCCCUAAUAAUCACCUUCGACGUGGAGUUCCCCAAGGAGCAGCUGACGCCGGAGCAGCGGGAAGGUCUCAAGCAGCUGUUGAAGCAAGGAUCAGUGCAGAAGGUCUACAACGGAUUGCAGGGAUAUUGAUGUGUGGAAAAACUGGACUUCCCUGGAAAUGCAAAGUCAGAUUUGUUUGCAGUCUUUUCUCCUGCCCACUGUAGAAGGGGGAAGAGGGAGGGGGGCAAUGGCUGAGGUUUAGCUCAUCUUUGGUUUGUAAAUUAUGGAAGUGCUCAGAGUUUGGGGAAAUACUUUUUCAGGACAUAACUGGUGCUGCCUAUCAUGUUCCACGUCCUGGAACAACAGAGAUUCCUUGAGCAGGAAAACAUAGGUGGGGAAAGGAGUUUUAAAUUCCACACAGAUUGGAAUUCUGGUUUUUAAAUAUAUUUUGAUGUGACUUUU
Molecule: messenger RNA, 1478 nt
Organism: Passer domesticus (house sparrow)
Lineage: Eukaryota; Metazoa; Chordata; Aves; Passeriformes; Passeridae
Gene: DNAJB11
Product: DnaJ heat shock protein family (Hsp40) member B11
Exons: 10
Coding region: 90-1166 (358 amino acids)
Biological process (GO): protein maturation; protein folding
Cellular component (GO): endoplasmic reticulum
Molecular function (GO): misfolded protein binding
Source: RefSeq, a predicted model, not a curated record